AUGGAACUUACGAUGGAAAACAUUGGAAACCUGCACGCCGUUUCACACUCUCAUCAAACCGGGGACUUGAUGAACUCUCCACACGGGCGACAGACAGCAUCACACAGGAACUUGGUGUCUCACGGGCGCUCGGCAAUGGUCUCCAGUAUGGCUUCAAUACUGGAAGGAGCGGGAGAUUACCGUACGGAUCACGCUCUAUCCGGACCCCUACAUCCUGCAAUGACUAUGUCGUGCGACUCCGGCAUGAGUCUAAGCAGUAGUUACACCACGCUGACGCCGUUGCAGCACCUGCCUCCCAUCUCCACCGUUUCGGAGAAAUUUCACCAUCACCCGCAUCCUCACCCCCAUCACCACCCGGCUCACCAGCGCUUAACGGCCGGAAACGUCAGUGGCAGCUUCACCUUAAUGCGAGACGACCGGAGCCUAGCGUCCAUGAGUAAUCUCUACAGCCAUUACCCGAAAGACAUGUCCAGUAUGGGACAGUCUUUAUCCCCGUUAUCUAACGGCCUCGGGUCUUUGCACAAUUCUCAACAGACCUUAAGCGCCUACGGACCUGGAGCUCACCUAUCGAACGAUAAGAUGCUCUCCUCGGGGGGAUUUGAGUCCCAUGCAGCGAUGCUGAGCCGAAACGAGGAGCACCUGGCACGGGGUUUAGGAGGACAUAGUGCCGGACUAAUGCCCCCUCUUAACGGCAUCCAUCAUCACAGUCAUUCUCACUCUCAACAUAACGGGUCCAUGCUCUCCGAGAGGGAGAGGCAGACAGUAGGUGGAGGGCAAGGUGGAGGUUCGGGACAGGUAGAGGAAAUUAACACCAAGGAGGUAGCGCAAAGAAUAACGGCGGAGCUGAAACGGUAUAGCAUUCCACAGGCCAUCUUCGCGCAGAGAAUUUUGUGUCGGUCGCAGGGAACUCUGUCUGACCUGCUGCGGAAUCCCAAACCCUGGAGUAAACUGAAGUCAGGUCGAGAGACCUUCCGGAGAAUGUGGAAGUGGCUGCAGGAGCCGGAGUUUCAGCGCAUGUCUGCCCUCAGGCUAGCGGCCUGUAAGCGUAAGGAGCAGGAGCAGCACAAAGACCGAAACAUGGCCCCCAAGAAGCAGCGCCUGGUCUUCACGGACCUGCAGCGGCGAACGCUCUUCGCUAUCUUCAAAGAGAACAAGCGUCCGUCCAAAGAGAUGCAGAUCACCAUCUCCCAGCAGCUGGGCCUGGAGCUCAGCACCGUUAGCAACUUCUUCAUGAACGCCAGAAGACGCUGCAUCGACCGUUGGCACGACGAGCACGCCGCCAGCUCCGGCCAACCGGGCACCUCCGCCACCACCUUCUCCAAAGCCUGA
Chanos chanos (milkfish) is the source of this 1329-nucleotide messenger RNA. RefSeq names its product one cut homeobox 3a (gene onecut3a). Gene Ontology annotation, cellular component: nucleus. Bases 1 to 1329 code for a protein of 442 amino acids. The record is from RefSeq and is a predicted model, not a curated record. Gene Ontology annotation, molecular function: RNA polymerase II cis-regulatory region sequence-specific DNA binding; DNA-binding transcription factor activity, RNA polymerase II-specific. The transcript has 2 exons. NCBI's taxonomy places the organism in Eukaryota, Metazoa, Chordata, Actinopteri, Gonorynchiformes, Chanidae. Gene Ontology annotation, biological process: regulation of transcription by RNA polymerase II.